Messenger RNA from Aspergillus saccharolyticus JOP 1030-1, 1422 nucleotides. RefSeq names its product putative negative regulator of DNA transposition (Rtt106) (gene rtt106). The transcript is spliced from 4 exons. The record is from RefSeq and is a predicted model, not a curated record. Gene Ontology annotation, molecular function: nucleosome binding; histone binding. The coding region runs from base 1 to 1422 and encodes 473 amino acids. NCBI's taxonomy places the organism in Eukaryota, Fungi, Ascomycota, Eurotiomycetes, Eurotiales, Aspergillaceae.
AUGGCAUUUGCCACAAUCAAUUCCUCUUUCUCAGCACCCAUGCCAAGUAACCCUAUAAUUGACAACGCCUUCGCCGCCGAACCUACACUCAAGAAACGCGUCUAUGAUGCCAUAAGACAAACCCCACAGUCUGCGCCGCUUUUCGAGGACAUCGCCAGAUAUACCUCCAGCCUGCUGGCCAGGACUGCCACCAACGCUCGAGUCUUGCCCAUCGAGGCCGAUAGUGGCGAUGGCCCAGCUGCAAAGAAGCGGAAAAUCCUGAAUGGUAAUGGAAAUCACACAGCUGGCGCUGCACAGCAAUCUCCAGGAGAAUUGAAAGCCGACGCACCGCUACUAUUCUACAUGCAGGAUGUUUCCUUUGCUGUGCCGCAGCGGAAGAAGCUGACGUUGGAAAUUACCGCUGGUGGUGGUUUCCUCCGUGCGAGAAACCAGGCGACGAAAGAGGUGGAGUUUGGAGUUCAAUUAGACAAGAUCCAGCACGUUUUGUGUCUUCCGGUUCCUGAAAAGAAUCAACGACAGUUCAAUUUCUGCGUUAUCCCGCGUUAUAGCGACGGUAUAAAUGUCCCGCCCGAAGGUGUCGCUGCUCCUGAAUGUAUUGUGUGGACGGUGGCCGAUGCGCCACCCAAAGCAGCAUUCUCAGGAGCUGGCCAGCAACUGGGGACAGCCGAGGGCGAGACCGCGGAGAAGGUGGUUCAGCAGUUUUUGAACGAGAACCUGGCGCAGAAGGUGAUCCGCCCCGAUGAGCGGCAAUUCGUCAGUGCGAUACCGGAGGCCCAUCGAAAGGGCGAGAAGGCCUUUCAUGUGAAGGCCCAUCGCGGGAGUAAAGAUGGGUAUCUGUUCCUUCUCUCCACUGGGAUUUUGUUUGGUUUUAAAAAGCCUUUGAUCUUCUUUGCUUUUGAGAACAUUGACUCGAUUUCUUAUACAUCAGUCCUGCAGCGAACAUUCAAUCUCAACAUUCUGGCCCGUCCAACUGCCAGUGACGAAACACAGGAGUUCGAGUUCUCCAUGAUUGACCAGGCCAACUUCUCCGCGAUCGACGCCUAUAUAAAGAAGCACGGUCUACAAGAUGCCAGUCUUGCAGAAGCUCGUCGUGCAAAGCGCUACAAUAUUAACGGUACCAAGACCGUGGAGGACGCGGCCGCUGGUAACGAAGGGGCUGCUGAGGAAGAAGAGACUGAAUUGCAAAAGGCACAACGUGAAUUUGAAGAUCAAGAAGAGGAGGACGAGGAAGAUUAUGACCCUGGCAGCAGCAGCAGCAGCGAUGGAAGCGGCAGCAGCAGCGAAGAUGAAGACGACGACGAUGGCCAGAAUGACGAUGAGGAGGAAGAUGAUAUAGAGGAAGACGAGGUAGAUGGUCGAGACCUGGUGGCGGAAGAGCUCGGUAGCGAGGCCGAGGAUCUACCGGCCGAUGAUAUGUUAUAA